Entrophospora sp. SA101 is the source of this 126-nucleotide messenger RNA. Lineage: Eukaryota; Fungi; Glomeromycota; Glomeromycetes; Entrophosporales; Entrophosporaceae. The record is from the annotation of a GenBank genome assembly.
AUGGCCGAUGCUGGUCGCUUCCUAGCGGCUUUCAUCGCUGCUGAUCCCGGUGAUGGUGGAGGUCGUGAUAAUUUGUCGGUUGAAUUUGCACUCAAAAUACAUGAAAACAAUUUUGUUUAUGUUUAA